UGUAAAUAAAAAUCAUUAGAAACAUUUACUAAACAAAAGCAAACAUAUAGGAAGAGUCAGAAAUUGCGAUCCUGGAGAUUAUCCCAUAGAUGUUCAGCAAGCUUUGGAAAGAUCUAUAGAGUUUUAUGAAGGCUGCUAAUGGCUAGAGAGUUUAAUGACUAGACUGCAUUUAGUAACCAUGGUAAUGCUCAUGUUUUUCUUUGAGAAUUUCAAAUAGCUGUACAAUAUUACUAGUGAGAAAAUUUCAAACAUAAACUUUUUUCAGAGUUUGAAAUCUUCUUAAUUAAUGAUGUAAUGGUGUAGUGAUUUGUAAGUGAGAGGUUCUGAGUUUGAUUUUCACCAUGUUCCUGGUUACACUACAAUCAGCUAUAGUUGAAAAAGAAGUCUAUAAUUUAUAAACAAAUUUUUUUUUUACAAGCUUUUUUCAGGAUCUGCUGCAUAAUUUAUUGGAACACUAUUUAACAUUAAAGUAUGUAAGAAUCAGCUAAUUAAUAAUAAUGCCGAUGUUGUCAGCAUAUUUGUUGUAAAUCUAAAUGGAUUAUUAUGAUGGAAUAAUGAGGAAAUCUUACUAAAUGUUUCAACAAUUAUUAACUCAUUGAUUGUGUUGAAAUCUUCAAGUUGCAUGGCUCAAGUGUUAUUGUGGAUGGAUAUUUUGCAAGCACUCAUUUGCAAUGUUUUACUCAAGUGAAGGUGCAAAAUGUUUUUUAAAUGAAGUAGUGUUAUUUGACACUCCAGAAUCAGAUACGUGCUCUAACUAGUGAAGGAAAAGGAUUAAAGGAUUAACAGCUUAUUUGAUAGGAACAACAAAUACUCUUGGGUUCAACUUGGAUGAGUGAGGGUAGAUGCGAAAGUUUACCCAGAACACGUCGAAUCAGCAUGCAAUAAAAAUCAAAAUGGCACAAAAUAAUACAUAUGCAAAGAAACAUGAAAACAUUCUUUAUAGCCAAGAGUUUAAGUUAAACUUUAGUAAAAGUGUUAGAGUAGAUUGGAAAAUUCUUGGACUUUGGUUAAAUAUUGAAGAAAACUGUAUUGACACAAUUGAUCAUGAUAAACCCAAUACCCUUGAAAAAGCAUAUAAAAUGCUAACUACGUGGAUGCAAAUGAAUGAUAAUCCAACACUUGAGAAGUUGAAAACAGCUUUAAGGAACAUGGAUAGAAUUGAUCUAAUAAGAAAAAUAGACGAAUUAACAAAAACUUCGAGUUCACCAGAAAGUUCUACCAGAACUUCUUCUAAGAAAGAUAUAUCAGAGAUAUGCACAGCACUCAAAAGUUUCUAUCUUACAAAUUAUGGGAAAAUAAAUGAAGUUCAAGUACCACUAAAAUCACCUGCAAAUGUUGAUUUAAUGCAUAAAUUUGUUGAUCUAUGUAUUGUUGAUGCAGUUAAUGCUCAAACAGAUGCUGUAUUAAGUGAACGAAAAGAAUUUCUUCAAAAGCAAUUGCGUUAUACACCAAUUCCAUAUAGUGAAAUAUUUAUGAAAGAUAAAUCUGUAACAAUAAUAUCUGGAAUAGCUGGUAUUGGGAAAACAUGGUUGCUUAGAAAAUGUUUGCUUGAUUGGUCAAAUGGUCUAAUUUGGAAAAAUUUUAAACUUGUGUUUUAUUUGGAAUGCAGAAGACUUAAUCAAUAUCAAAAUAUUUUUAAUAUUCAUGAAUUACUAAAUGUUUUCUACAAAGAUAUUAUAAAUGAUUUUGAUAUUAGUACUCAUUCUACGCUGUUUAUAAUUGAUGGAUUAGAUGAGUUUAAAUAUCUAAAUGAAUUAAUAAAUUGCAGUUCGAGUUGUAACUAUCCAAUUGUUAAUGUUUUAAAAGAAAUUAGAAAAUAUAAAUAUGUAGUUGCUGGUAGAGUUUAUGCAAUUGAUCAGUAUCAAAGUAUAUCUACAGAGGAUUGUGAUAAGAUAAACAUUCAAAUUAUGGGAUUUAAUGAAGAUGGAAUAAAUAAUUAUAUAGAAAAUAAUGUUUUAGAGGAAAAAAAAGAUGUUGUGAAAGCAACUUUGAAGGAAUCUGCAAUUGCAAAAUCAAUGUCAUCUGUUCCAUUUUAUUUAUCUUUCAUGUGUAGGAUUAUUAGUAAUUCAAAAAGUUUAUACAAAAAUUCUUUUUUAACAAUGACAGACUUGUAUGCAAAUAUUUUUUUACACUUUUUGCAAAAACACAUUAUCAAAAACAAUGAAUCGAUUUUUCAAUUUAUGAAAAACGAUUGCAAUAAAGAAUAUAUUUUAAACAUUUGCAAAAUUGCAUAUCAAUUGUUUGUUGAAAAUAAAGUAAUUUUCUCCAAAGAAGACAUUCAAACUUUCAUAAAUGACUUUGAUAAAAAUGAAGAAAAUUUUUUUGGAUUUAUUGAAAGGAUUGAAACAAGUCUAGGUGAAUAUAUUUAUCAAUUAGCACAUUUGACAAUAAUGGAGUUUUGUGCAUCUAUAUAUGCAUAUAAUUGUUUAAGUAGUGAAGAGAUUAUGACUAAUGAAAAGCUGAAGAGUUGUUUAUCAAUGAUUUGUGGUUUAACCAAUAAAAAUCAAAAUAGUUCCUUAAAGUUUCUUGUUAACCUAAAUCCUUUAAAAAAAUCUUGUGAAGAUUCUUUAUUUUUGUUUUCUAUUUUUGGUAAGUCUAUAAUACUUUAUUGCAUUAUUGUAAAUUAUUUUAUUUAUCAAAAGUGCAAGUUUAUUAAAAUCAAAAGUUUAUAAACAUUAAGUUUUUUUAAAGCUGUUUUUAUCAUUCCUUCUUUAAAGGAUAGACUCUAUUCUUUUGUAUUUAGUAUGUUUGACAAUAUUUGGCAAGAUUUUAAGAGAAAAUCAAAAUAAAUAAUAUUUUAUAAGAAAAUAUAACAAAUA
Molecule: messenger RNA, 2819 nt
Organism: Hydra vulgaris (swiftwater hydra)
Lineage: Eukaryota; Metazoa; Cnidaria; Hydrozoa; Anthoathecata; Hydridae
Source: RefSeq, a predicted model, not a curated record